This is a messenger RNA of Cornus florida, 1434 nucleotides long. Its product is annotated as proteasome subunit alpha type-1-B-like. Bases 159 to 995 code for a protein of 278 amino acids. Gene Ontology annotation, biological process: ubiquitin-dependent protein catabolic process. Gene Ontology annotation, cellular component: proteasome core complex; proteasome core complex, alpha-subunit complex. Lineage: Eukaryota; Viridiplantae; Streptophyta; Magnoliopsida; Cornales; Cornaceae. The transcript is spliced from 2 exons. The record is from RefSeq and is a predicted model, not a curated record.
UUGUAUUUGCUCUUUCGUUUUCACUCUUCAGUCUUGAAGAAGAAGAAAAGCUUCUUCUUUUUAGAAAGAGACACAAGUAUACAUAUAUAGACAGAGUGAAAUAUAUAUAGAUACAUAUAUAUAUAUUUAGAGAGGGAGAGAGAAAGAGAUCGGUAAAUAUGUUCAGGAACCAGUACGACACAGACGUGACGACAUGGAGUCCGGCGGGUCGGCUCUUCCAAGUGGAGUAUGCGAUGGAGGCGGUGAAGCAAGGUUCGGCGGCGAUCGGUCUCCGAUCGAAGACUCACGUGGUGUUGGCGUGUGUGAACAAGGCCAACUCGGAGCUCGCGUCCCACCAGAAGAAGAUCUUCAAGGCCGAUGACCACAUCGGCGUCGCUAUCUCUGGCCUCACCGCCGACGGCCGAGUCCUCUCCCGCUACAUGCGAUCCGAAUGCAUCAAUUACAGCUAUACUUACGAGUCUCCCCUUCCCGUCGGGCGUCUCGUCGUUCAGCUCGCUGACAAGGCCCAGGUUUGCACCCAGCGCUCAUGGAAACGGCCUUAUGGCGUUGGUCUGCUGGUAGCCGGCAUGGAUGAAUCUGGAGCUCACCUCUAUUACAACUGUCCAAGUGGAAACUACUUUGAAUAUCAAGCUUUUGCCAUUGGGUCCCGCUCACAAGCUGCAAAGACAUACAUGGAGCGCAAGUUUGAGAAGUUCACAAGUUCUCCAAGAGAGGAUCUGCUCAAGGAUGCUCUUUUUGCAUUGAGGGAAGCUUUACAAGGAGAGAAGCUCACUAGCUCGAUUUGCACAGUUGCUGUUGUAGGAGUAGGAGAGGCAUUCCAUAUAUUGGAUAAUGAAACCGUACAAGCGUUGAUUGAUGCAUUUGAGAUAGCAGGGGAACAAGCUCCUGCUGCUGAAGAGGUUCCUGCUGCCGAAGAGGGUGCUCCCGCUGAAGAGGGUGCUCCUACUGACCAGAGUGCUCCUGCAGACCAGGGUGCAGCUCCAAUGGAUAUCUGAUGAUGCAGGAGCUAGCAAACUCUUCAUCAUUGUCCCGGAAUGAGGUAGAAAGAAAUGCUUGCACAAAUGAGUUACUGGAAUAUGGAUGAAACCAUGAAUUGCCGCCAUUGUUUCUUGCUGGAUAUUUUUAAGUUGUGCGAUUUUAUCUUUCGCUACCUCAGCACAAACAUCUCAAAAAUUGCCUCUUGUUGAAUUUCAUUUAUACCAACUACUAUUGGACUAGCUUGAGUCUCUGAUCAAUUAAAAUUCUUAAUUUUCUUGAUGAAACUGCUGGUUAAAACGAUCACACUUCUGUUCGUAACGGGAAUUGAACUCCCGGCUGGUUAAUUUUCUUGUGUUGCAAGAAAAUGUAGUAGUACUCUCAGAAGUCAUUUUUCCUUGCAGUUGUAACUGGAAGUACCUAAUUCUCAAUCUAAUCAAUUUCUUGGGACUUUCCUCC